AUGUCCUCCCCCGAAACGCUAGCCACUUCCCGUCCAGCGCGAUGGAAGUGGCUUGAUAACAUUCGCACACGGCCUGGGCCAUACACAGACCCCGAUGUCUUCGAUCCAGACGCAGCAGUCAAGACAAUGGACACGAUGAAAGUCCUCGUAAUCGGGGCGGGAGGUCUAGGCUGCGAGAUCCUCAAGAACCUCGCCCUCUCCGGGUUCAAGGAUAUCCACGUGAUCGACAUGGACACAAUCGAUAUCUCGAACCUCAACAGACAGUUUCUCUUCCGCCAGGAUGACGUGGGCAAAUCGAAGGCGGAGGUAGCAGCACGGUUUGUGGAGAGGCGGGUGCGCGGAGUGAAGAUCACUCCGCAUAACGCGAAGAUUCAGGAUUUUGACGAGUCGUUUUAUAUGCAAUUCCAGUUAGUCAUCUGUGGGUUGGACAGUAUCGAGGCAAGGAGGUGGAUCAAUGCUGCGCUGGUAGAUAUGGUAGAUGAGAACGUCGAGGACAGUAUCAAGCCCCUGAUCGACGGCGGCACGGAGGGCUUCAAGGGCCAGGCACGCGUGAUCCUGCCCACCGUCACAUCCUGCAUCGAGUGCCAGUUGGACAUGCACGCCCCUCGCGCAGCCGUUCCCCUCUGCACACUCGCCAGCAUCCCCCGCCAGCCAGAGCACUGUAUCGAAUGGGCGCACGUCAUCGCCUGGGACCAAGAGAAGCCCUUCCCUCAACUGGACAAGGAUGACCCAGUGCACAUCAACUGGCUGUACCAAAAAGCUCUGGAACGCGCAAAAGAAUUCAACAUUCAGGGAGUGACCUACUCCCUGACGCAAGGCGUCGUCAAGAACAUCAUCCCCGCCAUCGCCGCGACCAACAGCGUGAUCGCGGCGGCGUGUUGCAACGAAGCCCUGAAAAUCGCCACCAACUGCAACCCCUUUCUCGGCUACCCCGACAACAACUACAUGAUGUACUCGGGCAACGACGGCAUCUACACAUAUACCUUCAAGCACGAGCGCAAAGAGGACUGUCCCGUCUGUGGCAGCGAAGCGCGCGAGCUGGCGUUGCCAGUCUCGAAGCCGGCGGAUUGGACGCUGCGCGAGCUGGUCGAGUCGCUUGCGGGACGGCCGGAGGCGCAGCUCAAGAAGCCGAGCGUGCGCGCGGCGGGCAAGACGCUGUACAUGCAGAGUCCCCCGAGUCUGGAGCAGCAGACGCGGCCGAAUCUGGACAAGACGCUGGAGGAGUUGGGGCUGUCGGAGGGGCAGGAGAUUGCGGUGACGGAUCCGGCGUUUGGGGCGGUUACGUUUCGGUUUAGGUUGAAGUUUAAGAAGCAGUGA
This is a messenger RNA of Thermochaetoides thermophila DSM 1495, 1317 nucleotides long. RefSeq lists its product as uncharacterized. The transcript has a single exon. NCBI's taxonomy places the organism in Eukaryota, Fungi, Ascomycota, Sordariomycetes, Sordariales, Chaetomiaceae. Bases 1 to 1317 code for a protein of 438 amino acids. Gene Ontology annotation, molecular function: NEDD8 activating enzyme activity. The record is from RefSeq and is a predicted model, not a curated record. Gene Ontology annotation, biological process: protein neddylation. Gene Ontology annotation, cellular component: cytoplasm; nucleus.